GGUUCAUUUAGGUACUCCACAAUAUCAUAUAAAUGUUGCUCUCUUAAGUUACAAAUAGAAUAGACUCUGCCUUAUAAUUGUUGUUGUGUUAUUUUUUAUUACGAUGGCUUUGCUCGAAUUCGGUUUAUUAUUGGUGACUUUGGUGAUUCUAGUUUGGUUUUAUUUUAAACAAUCGUAUUCGUAUUGGAAGAAGAAGAAAAUUCCUUAUAUGGAACCAGUUUUCCCCUACGGAAAUCUUGAUAGCCUUUUACCCCGAGGAAUAUCUAUAGGCAUUCAAAGCAAGAAGUACUUCGACGAGUUCAAGAAACGUAACCUCAAAUAUGGCGGAGUGUACGCGAUAGCGGCGCCGAUGCUGGUGGUGAACGACGUGGACAUCAUCAAAGACAUUCUGAUAAAAGACUUCAGCUACUUUUCCGACAGGGGAAUCUACCACAACCAGAAGAGCGAUAAAAUGUCGGUGAGCUUGUUUUCUCAGGACGGGCAGAAAUGGAAAACAUUGCGCACCAAGUUCACGCCUACUUUCACUUCGGGAAAAAUGAAGGUUAUGUUCGAUGCUAUGAGCAGCAACGCCAAAAACAUGCUCGGUUUUCUUGAUGGCCUUGAAAAUAAGGAGGCGGUGAAUAUAAAGUAUUUGACGCAGGGUUACACGAUCGAUGUGAUUGGCAACACUGUUUUUGGGUUGGAGUGCAAUAGCUUCAAAACGCCGGACACUAUGUUCAGGAAAAUGGCUAGAAGGAUUUUCGAGGUCGAUUUUGUAGCAGCAGCUAACCUUUGUUUGGCGAUAUACUACCCCAAUUUGGCCAAGAAAUUAGGCGCGUACAUCACCAAUAAAGACGUCGACGAGUUCUUCACCACCAUGGUGAAAGAAAACGUUCACUACAGGGAAAGCAACAACAUCAGGAGGCCGGAUUUCUUCCAGUCUUUGAUCGAUUUGAAGAAUCUUGGAAACGCUGAAGAAAGCAUCGAUAUCGAUGAAGUCGCUUCUCAGACUUUCUUGUUCUUCACUGCCGGCUUCGAAACGUCAUCCUCGACGAUUAUGUUUUGUUUGUACGAGUUGGCGAGGAAUCAGGAGAUUCAGGAGAAAGUGAGGGAGGAUGUCAGAAAAGUGGUGCAGAAACAUGAUGGAGAAAUUACGUACGAUGGUAUCAAAGAGAUGAAGUAUUUGGGGCAAGUUCUAGACGAAACUCUAAGGAUGUAUCCUUUGGUCUCGACUUUGACGCGUGUAUGCACAAAAAAUUACCAAAUACACGGCACCGACGACGUCAUAGAAAAAGGCACCAAAAUUCUUAUUCCAGUCGCUGGCAUCCACAAAGACCCGGACCUAUGGGUCAACCCUCAAGAAUUUGAUCCUGAAAGAUUCAACGACGAAAACAAACAAAAUAUACAUCCAUGCGCGUAUUUGCCGUUUGGAGAGGGGCCCAGAAAUUGCAUAGGAAUGAGAUUUGGAUUGCUGCAAACCAAAACUGGAAUUGCCACACUUUUGUCGAAUUAUAGAUUUCAUUUGAGCCCUAAAACGAAGCAACCCUUGAAGUUUCAACCUGAAACCUUCGUCCUAUUUACUACAGAUGAUGUGGUACUAAAAGUAGAAAAAUUGUAACUUAUUAUUAUUGUUUCUUAUGUAAGAUA
This is a messenger RNA of Brassicogethes aeneus, 1626 nucleotides long. Lineage: Eukaryota; Metazoa; Arthropoda; Insecta; Coleoptera; Nitidulidae. The record is from the annotation of a GenBank genome assembly.